AUGGCUGUAGUGAAGCGUGGAAUACCCAAGCAACAAUACAUGCGUGUCGAUGAGAAAGUUCUCUACUGGAUUGGUGUCAGGAAACCAGCCAGCGAUGCACCCAGCAAUCUUGGAUACCAGUCGCUUCUCCUCGCGCUGAGCGAUCAGAUGUUGGCUGUUGGUCUGUGUUAUCUCAUCGCCAUGUAUGUUCAGGUCUGCAAGGUCUCGUUGUACUCUUUUCAUAUCGGUGCCCAGCUGGGAUAUUUAUCGUCCAGUGUUCAUUUGUGCACCCUUCUGGUUCUCAAGUCAUAUUUCAAAAAACAUCCCAAGCAAGCCAUCUUGAGGGGUGCCAUAAUGAUGUUGUUCAUGGGACUUCUAGUGGCGACCCUCAUCCUUGACCUCACUACGCUGCUCGAGCCAAGUAAAAGAUUAUUUGUUUGCGGACUGCACAAUCCUAUAUCUCCUCGCCUGGGGAUACCAGCGCUCAGGUCAGUUGGAAUAGCUUUGCUAAUGGUAUUUGUCUACUGGAAUGCGUUCCGGUCAAUCAAAUUGGACACUUCACUAAGUUACAGUGUCGAGAACAGAGCAUUGAAGAACAUAAUACUGGGGUGGAUAUAUCAGGGCCAUCAAGGACAGGUAGAUCUUCAGACCUACCUCGAGCGCAGGAAAGACAAGAUCCAACGUAUCAAUCGAAGGAAUGUCGCGAUAUUAGAGCACCAAGCCAAUUUUUGGAAAGCCUUCAGCAUCGUUGUACCCCCAGUCGUCGGGGAAAUAUUUGGCUCAGUUCUAUCCGAGCUCAUCAUUGCCAUUUGUUCGUUUUGUGUGGCCAUAUACACGUUGGUCAAUGGUCUCUUUUAUAGAAAUGUCGACACCAAAGAGCUUUUUACUGUGAGCUUUGGCCAGAUUAUGCCCAUGCUCCUGCUAAUUGUCAUCGCCUUGACUGUUGUCGAGGUUGGCACUAUCAAGAACUUCCGGGUAAUAGAGAUCGAAACCGAGAUGAAGAAACAUCCUGCAUCGAUACAUGUUCCUCCAUCACUCGAGGGCUCUGCUGCCUCGUCCAGCCGAGCCAUGUCCCAGGGGACACAAAGGAAUCUGACAAACAUUGCAGAAGGGGGUCCGUCGAAGACCUACGGAAACUCUUUGAUGCCCAUGGCUUCAGCAUCGUAUAGUCAGCCAGACCUUUCAAGCAAUGCCGGCUUCGGGUCAAGGGUCGAUUCAAUGACCAGGUGGAUGACCCCACGAAGGACAAAUACACUCGAGAUUGAAGAAGGCAAAACAUUUCUUUUCCCUUCUCAAGAGUCAACGGCAGAUGUUCUUGACAUAGCUCUCACUAAUGCUAAAGCGGUCACAUAUACUGCCAUCUGUGCCAUCCUUUUCUUUGCCGCUGGGCUUAUUGUGCUGGUCUUUUUCUUCUAUGAGUUUGCUGUGCCAGCUGCGGCUGGUUUACUGUUCAUUAGCUUUAUCAUUGACCUCUUCUGGUCAAUACGAGGGGUCAAUGAGGUAAAGCGAGAGCAAAUUGAGAAGGAAACACGAAUGUGA
Fusarium venenatum is the source of this 1518-nucleotide messenger RNA. The record is from RefSeq and is a predicted model, not a curated record. NCBI's taxonomy places the organism in Eukaryota, Fungi, Ascomycota, Sordariomycetes, Hypocreales, Nectriaceae.